Molecule: messenger RNA, 2768 nt
Organism: Acipenser ruthenus (sterlet)
Lineage: Eukaryota; Metazoa; Chordata; Actinopteri; Acipenseriformes; Acipenseridae
Product: E3 ubiquitin-protein ligase RNF14-like
Exons: 8
Coding region: 152-1549 (465 amino acids)
Biological process (GO): protein polyubiquitination; positive regulation of proteasomal ubiquitin-dependent protein catabolic process; ubiquitin-dependent protein catabolic process
Cellular component (GO): cytoplasm; ubiquitin ligase complex
Molecular function (GO): ubiquitin conjugating enzyme binding; ubiquitin protein ligase activity; zinc ion binding
Source: RefSeq, a predicted model, not a curated record
CGCGUAGAAUAUUACAGUAGCAACAGAAUGGUGAAUUGCACAGUCCAGUCCUGCAGAGGGUGUUGCAACUUUUUUUGACCAAUUUGCAGCGUGCAGGCGCCUCCCCUUACUGCAGUGUGUUCUUGUCGGUGCGGAAGAUCAAGGAAUGUAAAUGUCCUCGGAAGAUCAAGAAGCCCAAGAGGAUGAGCUUCUGGCUCUAGCGAGUAUCUACCAUGAGGAGGAAUUUAGGAGGGCCGAGUCUGCUCAAGGGGGGGAGAUUCGGGUCUGUCUGCAGCUGCCUCAGGACUUUAACAUCUUUGUCAGCGGACAAGACCAGCAUGGCCUGGAGAAGGACAGGGUAGAACACACUGUGUCAUUUCUACCUCCAGUCGUGUUGAACUUUGAGUUACCUUCAGAUUAUCCAUCAACCUCUUCCCCCAUAUUCACCUUGAGCUGCAAAUGGCUUCCCAGAAUUCAGCUUAGUGCUGUUUGCAAACAUUUGGACGAUCUCUGGCAGGAGAGUGUGGGAAGCGUGGUCCUGUUCUCAUGGAUGCAGUUCCUGAAAGAAGACCUUCUCACUUUCCUGAACAUUGAGUCCCCGCUAGAAAUUAAAAAUCCCUCCGAAGGCAGGCAGAAAAAGAACGAACUUGACGACGUUCACAGCAAUGCCAAGGAAGAACCACUGGACCCAAGAGCCAUCCAGGACUCUGACUCCAGGAUCAGCAUCCUUCCUCAGAUCUUGGAUUUCGAUCAGACUCAGCAGCAGAAGGCCUUCGACAAUAAGGCUUAUGUCUGUGGCAUCUGCUUUUCAGAGAAGAUGGGAGCCGAGUGCCUGGAUUUUAAAGAGUGCAAGCAUGUGUACUGCAAGGCCUGUCUCAAGGAGUAUUUCCAGAUCCAGAUCAGAGAUGGGAAUGUCCAGUGCCUUAACUGUCCAGAACCAACGUGCACCUCAGUGGCCACACCUGCACAGGUGAAGGACCUCGUAGGAGAAGAGCUCUUCGCUCGCUACGACCGGCUGCUGCUCCAGUCCAGCUUGGACAUGAUGGCGGAUGUGGUGUACUGUCCUCGGAGGAUCUGCGAGACGGCAGUGAUGCUGGAGCCCGGCUGUACCAUGGGCAUCUGUUCUGGCUGCAAGUAUGCAUUCUGUACCCUCUGUAAACUGGCCUACCACGGGGUGUCACCCUGCAGCACCACUGCAGAGCAGCUACGCGGCCUACGUGAUGAGUACCUGGGGUCGACGGACGAGGGGAAGAAAUUCCUUGAGCAACGCUUUGGGAAGCGGGUCAUUCAGAAGGCAGUGGAGGAGUCCCACAGCCAGGACUGGCUUGAGAAGAACUCCAAGGCCUGUCCGCGCUGUGGCACCCACAUACAGAAGGUGGACGGCUGUAACAAGAUGACCUGCAUCAACUGCCACCAGUACUUCUGCUGGCUUUGCAUGUGUCAGCUGUCACGGGCCAACCCCUAUGGGCAUUUCAACAACAGCACUAUGCCCUGCUUUAACCAGUUGUUUCAAGGUGUCGAUAUUGAGGAUGGUGCAUUCUGGAGCGAUGAAGAAGAUGAAGAUGACUGAUAUGAAAGUUAAAGGGGAUUGCAGUCACAGGAAUCUGCCCGUUCUGUCCUGAUUCGACAUGCCUUUACUUGUCAAACACAUGCUGUAAAAGUUAAACAAUGGAACAGUAGAUCCCCCAGUCUAAGGGAAAAACACAGCGGGCAUCAUCAAAGCUUAUACUGUGGAGCUUCUUAAAUGUAACAAGGGAAGCUUGAACAACUUGCAUUUUGUACUGUUUUAAGUAAAACAUUAUGUUACAAAAUGUAGAAACUGCGGGUCGUGGAAUUUUAAUUUCUCUUUCCAAAAUGUGACACUUUGAAGGUCUAUUGUUUGUUUUUUUUUUUAGGUAUUUGCAAAUUAAAAACUGCACUGUUCCGACACUAUGUACAAGGGGUAUAAAAGAGGCUUGAAACAUAUUUUUGUUUUAUAUGGUGCACACAGCUUGGCUGUCUGCCUUGGCCCAUUUUUUAAGAAUGAAACUGAACACAAAUAAGGUUUUAAUUGUCCAUUCAUAUUUAAGUAACCCCCAGAUGAAAAUCAAUGAACAGCAUCUGAUGGGUACUUUCAGCAUGACUGCAGUCAAAAGAGUAGACAAUCUAUGUUUUUUGUGCAUUUUUUAAGUUAGAAAUCACUUGUUACUUUUUGUUUUAAGUAUUCUAUUCCGUUUUAAAAAUUAGGCAAAUUAGUCAAAACACCUGAAUGAGAUACAGUAGUCUGACCCUGUAAACAUAGUUUUUUGUAAUUUUAGAGUGGCAGAAUAUACAUGGUCUGCAUAUAUUAAUGAUAUAUUAAAAAUAACUAAAUGGCAAUACUGAUUAGUACACACUUUCAGGUGCUUCUCAAGCUUGUGUUACAUCAUGUCCACUCUGCAUCACAUGUUCCUUUAAAACACCAUUUUCCAAAUAAGGAAAUUUAUAAUGAAUCCUUUCUUUAAAUAUACAUCUUAAAUUGUGUGACAAAUAAGGAAAAAGUGUUCAUGCAGUGACUGACAGUUCAGUAAUCUAGCUGCUUUGUGUUUGGGCUGUGCUAUCAUUACUUCUGUUUAACACAUGCAAAUAACGCAUUUCUUUAAGACAUACAAGAAGAAAUAUUACAUUAUUGCUGCUGAUCAUAUUGCUCCUUCACAUAUUAGAGAGGAGCUUUUUUCUAACAUGUAUAGCAAUGGUCUACCAGACAGCCUUUGUUUUUAUUUGAUAAUAUAUAUUUAUCCCUAAAAUAAAUGGUGUAUUUCAAGACUAAU